AUGAGGCCCUCCUGGUUUCUCGCUGUUCUUUGCAGGACGGAUACUACGAAACGAAGUGUGUACGGAGAACUUGGUCCUGCGAAGGUCAUCCUUGACAAUGGGAAGUCGUACGGUGGCGUUAAGUGGGAUGGCACCUUCUCAAUACCCGAUGUGCAUCCAGGCACAUACAUUCUCUCCGUCCUAGCCCACAAUUUCACGUUUGACAAGCUGCGAGUGGAUGUCAGCGAUUCGGAUUCAUUGCCUGAAGUGCGACCAUAUAUCCCUGGAACACCCCUAUCUCCCCCCUCGCAGGUCAUGCUACCGUAUCCCAUCCUUCUGGCUCCUAGACAAAGGAACAAUUACUUCGUGCCCAGGCAGACGUUCAACCUGCUUGGCAUGUUCCAGAAUCCUAUGAUGCUCAUGAUGGUUGCGGCCGGCGCCAUGAUGCUAGGUGCACCCUAUCUCCUGAAGAGUCUCGAUCCCGAAGCGCUGGAGGACUUUAAGGCACGACAGGCGAAAUAUAGCGGUAUUCAGAACUCCAUUCAGAGCGGCGACUUUAAAGCCGGUCUCUCCGCCCUUAUGCCUAAUGACGACAGGGCACGAAGCACAGGCGUGUCGACAUCUGGCAGCCAAUCUAAUCAGACACCUACGAAGGGCAAGGGGAAGGGUAGGAGACGCUGA
This is a messenger RNA of Gloeophyllum trabeum ATCC 11539, 660 nucleotides long. RefSeq lists its product as uncharacterized. Gene Ontology annotation, molecular function: carbohydrate binding. Gene Ontology annotation, cellular component: EMC complex. The transcript has 7 exons. NCBI's taxonomy places the organism in Eukaryota, Fungi, Basidiomycota, Agaricomycetes, Gloeophyllales, Gloeophyllaceae. Bases 1 to 660 code for a protein of 219 amino acids. The record is from RefSeq and is a predicted model, not a curated record.